UUAUUCUAAUAUUAUUUAUGUAGCUAUAUUGACAUAUUUUUACCGGGACAUAUGAAGUUAUAAAUAUUGUAAAGAAAAUGAAUAUUGACGAAAAUUUCAAAACAUGGUUUAGAGAAAAUUUAUCUAAUUUGCUUGGAUUUCCAGCUGGGGAUGACUUGAUUAACUAUAUUCUAUUGUUUGAAAGUGAGAGAGAUAUUCAAGAAUAUUUUAGAAGUCUUCUUGACUUUAAUCAACUUAAAUCAAAACAAUUUUUUGAGGAGUUUUUAAAAAGAUGGAAGCCACUUGAUAAGUACAAAAUAAACAGUGUAGGCGGAGAUUCUACUUCUGAUAAAAAAAGGCAUGAUGAUUUCUCUCAAAAGAGAAAUAAAACAGCUAAAAAAGAUUUAGAGAAAUCAAGCCAAAAAAGUAGUGUUGGGCAGAAGGAUUUUAAAAAUGUUAAUGAAUUUCCCAGCAAUGCCAGAAAAGACAUAAAAGAAAAAUAUUUAGAGACAACAUCCACACCAUUAAAAACAACAAAUGGAAAUAUUGAUAAAGACUUUAUCUCAAGUGAAGAUAAUCAAGUCAAGGGUCUAUCUCCUUUCAAACGAAAGAAUUUUAAAUAUGUGCCUCUUUAUAGUGCUGACGGAAAAUUAAAAACAGAAACUAUCCUUUUACCUGGUAGACAUGCAUGUCAAUGUUUAGCCCAAAAGCACAAGCUUAUAAACAACUGUUUUCAGUGCGGGAGAAUUGUAUGUGAACAAGAAGGUUCAGGCCCUUGUAUUUUUUGUGAGAACCUUGUAUGCAGUAUUGAAGAACAAGAGAUAUUAUGUCGGGAAUCAAAGAAAAGUAAAAAGUUAAAGGAGCAACUAAUGAAUCAAAAAGCUGAAGUGUUUGAAGAAGAAAGCAAAAAGAUAAGUGACUCAGAUUUACAAAAUGCUCUUGCCCAAAAAGACAAAUUAUUGGAGUUUGAUAAAAACAGCACAAAGCGAACCAAGGUUAUUGAUGAUGAAGCUGAUUAUUUUUCAACAGAUAGUCGUUGGUUGUCAAAAAAGGAAAAAGAAUCUUUAGCUAAAAAAGAAAAAGAAAUCAGAGAUCAGCGUUUUAAAUCUAAACUUGAUAAAAGAAUAUGCUUAGAUUUUUUAGGAAGAGAAGUACAUGAGUCUACUCAGGAGUUUUUUUACAAUGGACAAGACGAUGAAGUAAAAAAAACUGUAUCAGAUACAAAGUUUAAUGGUGUAACUGUUCAAAAGAAUAAUAGUUUGUUAGUUGAUCCUAGAAUAUUUAUUGAGUCACCCAAGUUUCAAGCAAAUUGCUUUAAAGUUGACGCAAAUUUAACUUCAAAAAACCAAAAGCAGUUCAACUCCCAACACAAAAUGUCUCAUCAAAUGAAUCGACUACAAGAUAAGGAGCUACAAGAGGUUGUUGAUAGAGGAAUGUGCUUAAGUAUGCACCAACCAUGGGCAUCACUUCUUGUACAUGGCAUUAAAAAAAUAGAAGGUCGAAGUUGGUACAGUACACAUCGAGGUAGAUUAUGGAUUGCAGCAACAGCAAAAGAACCAGAAAAAGAACUUAUUCAACAAAUUGAAAAUCAAUAUAGAUUGCUUAAUGCAGACAAAGUGGUUGAUUUUCCAAAAGAAUAUCCUAUUGGAUGUCUUCUUGGAUGUGUUAAUGUGGUAGAUUGCAUGUCAAAUAAAGAUUAUUUUAACUCUCAUCCAGCUUGCGAAGAAGAUUCAUCAUCAGAAUAUUUAUUUGUAUGUGAAAACCCGCAACCUUUAAAAGUCAUGUUUUCCAUGAAAGGACAACAUAAAAUUUAUAAGUUAGAUGCACAGGUGCAUGCUUCUGCAAGAAAAAAUUUACUCUUCAGUUGAAAAUAUAAAUUAGUUGAUAUAUAUGGUAGACAAAUAAAUGCAUAAAAAUAUUGUAUUUACUUUUGUCAAUAAGAAAAGAGCUAAUAACUUAAAUAUAA
Molecule: messenger RNA, 1945 nt
Organism: Hydra vulgaris (swiftwater hydra)
Lineage: Eukaryota; Metazoa; Cnidaria; Hydrozoa; Anthoathecata; Hydridae
Product: activating signal cointegrator 1
Biological process (GO): positive regulation of DNA-templated transcription
Cellular component (GO): nucleus
Molecular function (GO): transcription coactivator activity; zinc ion binding
Source: RefSeq, a predicted model, not a curated record